CAACCCCGAUACAAUGAAACGCAGCUAUUCGUGCAUAGACUUGUGUAAUCAAUUUAUUUAGCCAUGCUAGCGCAACACACGACGGCUGGGCGAGUAGCGCCGGCCCGGCCUGGGCACACACUGCUCCCACUUGCCCCCUCCCAAAUAGUGACACCAGCAGUGACUCGGCCGCAGCACUCCCUCGCGUCAGCAGCAUUACUACCAGUGCAAAGGUCACCGGCAACAUGCCGUGCGGCGAGCGUGGGGCAACCUGCCACUUAUGAGCCUCAACAACCACCAAGCGAGGAGCCCCGGCCUAGCAUUGGGGCGGCCUCAACAGAUGGUGCGGACCUCUCCUCAGACGAAGUGGGCCCCUCCUACGAGGGAAUCAUCUUUGAUGCGCCCACACGACCAACUGGUCUUUUCGUAAGGGUCCGCAACAUGGUAAAGCACUUCAGCACCUCCAAAGGCCUCUUCCGGGCGGUGGACGGAGUGGACGUGGACAUCGAGCCCAGCUCCAUCGUGGCGCUGUUGGGCCCCUCCGGCAGCGGCAAAACCACCCUGCUGCGCCUCAUAGCCGGCCUGGAACAGCCCACAGGCGGCAGCAUCUACUUUGACGACGUCGACGCCACCGACCUGUCCGUACAGGAACGCCAGAUCGGCUUCGUGUUCCAAUCCUACGCGCUCUUUAACCACAAAACGGUUGCGGAGAACAUCAAGUUUGGGCUGGAGGUCCGCAAGCUGGCUGUGGAUCAUGACAAGCGCGUGCAGGACCUGCUGGCGUUGGUGCAGCUGCAGGGUCUGGGUGACCGCUACCCGCGGCAGCUGUCAGGCGGGCAGCGGCAGCGUGUGGCGCUUGCGCGCGCGCUAGCUUCCAACCCACGGUUGUUGCUGCUGGACGAGCCGUUCGGCGCGCUGGACGCGGUGGUGCGGAAGCAGCUGCGGGCGGGGCUGCGGGAGAUUGUGCGGAGCGUGGGCGUCACGACCAUCAUCGUGACGCACGACCAGGAGGAGGCGUUUGACCUUGCGGACAAGGUGGUGGUGUUCAACCGGGGGCUGGUGGAGCAGCAGGGCAAGCCGACGGACAUCAUCAAGCACCCGCGCACGCCGUUCAUCAUGAAGUUCGUGGGCGAGACGAAUGUGGUGCCGGCCACGUCGCUGCUCGCCAAGCGCAUGCGGUUCUCCACCCCCAAGAGCCAGGUGAUGUUCCGGCCGCACGACAUCCGGCUGUUCAGGAGCCUGCCGCUGGACGACCCGCCCGUGACGGUGCCGGCCACGGUGGCGGACAAGGCCAACCUGGGCUGGGUGAUCAAGUACACACUGCGGUUCGAUGACGACGUGGAAUGCGAGCUGCAGUUGACUCGGGAUCAGGACGAGCGGGAUUACAACAUGCCCGUGGGCAGUCGGGUGUUCGUGUAUGUGAAUCCCAAGCACAUGAUGGGCUUCAACGAAAUCGACGUGGACAGCACGCCACUGGUGUGAGGCCGCAGUCGCGCGCUGUCUUGUGCAUUGGUUUCUUUGCAUGUUCUUGUUGUGCGUGUUGUUCAGCGCCUGGGAGGAAAGUGAGCGCGCGGGAUGGAUGGAUGCGCAGUGGUUAGGGGGUGCCUACCUGUGCAAUGUUGCAUACUGUGGAUUUCUUAAAAAUGUUUGCAGGAUUGGUUCGCUUGCUUGGGAAGGAGGGUCGAGCGCGUGUGUGCAUGCGGGUAGGUAGGUAGCUUAUUAUGAGUGCAGAGUGUUGCACCUGGCAGUCGAUAUGGAUGGCUGCUUUUAGGUGGUACGAAGUGGAAUAGAUACACUGCUGUUGUUCUUUGUGGUGAUGCGCGGCUUUCACGGUGAGAUUUAAGGGUCAAGUUGCUCAGCCACACAUGGAUUGCCGUGAACGACACGCCAUAUUCGGACCCUGAGACCCAAAUUUGGACUGCAAUAAUUAUUUGCUUUGCCUACACAAUGGCUCUUGCUACUCAUACGCGGCAGGUUGCUCCAAGCCUUGCGAGCUCUCGCGUUAAGGCCUUUGCGCCUUUGCGCGUCUCUCGAUGCCGUGGUGCUGUAGUCGUCCGUGCUGAGGCUGAGGUCCACGAUGGCCUGUCGCGCCGUGCGGUCCUCGGCGCUGGCCUGGCAGCUGCAGCGUCUUUGGCGCUUCCACUUGGAAGCACUAGGCCGGCUUUUGCAAAUCAGCUUUUGUCACGAGAAUGGGAGCGCGUUGACUUGCCGAUAGACAAAGGCGUGGUGCUGCUUGAUAUUGGUUUUACGGACGACAAGCAUGGUUUCCUGCUGGGAACACGGCAGACGCUGCUGGAGACCUUUGAUGGCGGUAAAACCUGGGAACCGCGGCUUGUGGACGCUGCCAGCGACGAGGGCAUCAACUACCGCUUCAACUCGAUCUCCUUCAACGGCCAAGAGGGCUGGAUUGUGGGCAAGCCGGCCAUCCUGCUGCACACCACGAACGGUGGAGCUAACUGGGAGCGCAUUCCGCUGAGCUCAAAGCUCCCGGGUGUCCCCGUGCGCGUCACGGCGCUACCCGGCGCGGCCGGCCAGGCUGAGAUGACCACCGACCAGGGCGCCAUCUACGUGACCAGCAACGCGGCCAGUUCCUGGACCGCAGCGGUGCAGGAGACGGUCGAUGCCACACUGAACCGCACCGUGUCUAGCGGCAUCAGCGGCGCCUCCUACUACGAGGGCUCCUUCUCCAACAUGACCCGCAGCGCCGCCGGGGACUACGUGGCCGUCUCCUCGCGCGGCAACUUCUACAUGACCUGGUCGCCCGGGCAGAGCUUCUGGAUGCCGCACAACCGGCCUGCCACGCGGCGCCUGCAGAACAUGGGCUUCACGCCCGCGGGCGAGGUGUGGGUGACCACCCGGGGUGGCGAUGUGCUGAUCUCGGAACAGCCCGGAAUUAACACCGACAAGUUUGAGAACGUGGCGAUCAACUCGCGCGGCUUUGGCAUCCUGGAUGUCGGCUUCCGCGACGACAAGGUCGCCUUCGCGUGCGGCGGCAGCGGCAGUCUGUACCGCUCCGAGGACGGCGGGCACUCCUGGAAGCGCGACCGCUCCACGGACGACCUGGCGGGCAACUUGUACGCCAUCAAGUUCUUCGGGUCGCAGCUGGGCUUCGUGCUGGGCAACGACGGCAUCCUGCUGCGCUACACCAACGUGGCGUGAGAGGCGCAACCGCCCGCGGGCCCCUUCCGCAUGAGGUGGAAGGGAUGGAUGGGUGGAUGUGCAUGAGCGGAUGGAUAGUGGGUAGGUGGAUAGGUGGGUGAUUCUGAAGUGUGGGUUUCGGAGGAUGCGUAGGAUGGGAGGGUUGGUAGGAGGGUGCUGAGGAGGUGAGGAGUUCGAGGGGCCGGUGUUCUUAAAACGGCAGGAGCAACUGGAGGAGAGUAAGGAGGAGGAGGAGGCGGGUUUUGCGGGUAUGGCCGUGCAUGGGUCUAGAGGGCAGGGAACGUGAGGCGGAUGAGAGUGGAGAGUGCAAGCUGUGAGGGAGGAGGUGCCGUGGGCGCGUGAGAGUGGCGAAAGGUGACCUCCAUGUGGUGUGAAAUUGGGGAAUGAGCAGCGACAGUGUGUGGAUUAUAGUACAACAAUUUUGAAGGCCAGGAAACCGAAGACGCUGUUCCAGUACAAAGCAACACAUGGAGUCAGGGAGUGUAGUCCUAGAGUAUCAGAAUAGCUGGAGAGCCUGUUUGAUGAUGCCUGAAGCGCCGCUAGGAUUAUGGGGAUGCCAGGCGGAUGUUGCGCGGGCUGCUGCAUGAAUGUGUGUUUUAGGAGGGAAGCCUUGGAAGAGCCGUGACAAGGGCAACACGUGAAUUGGACGUGAGGUGAGAGGAUUGUGGUUCGUCACCGCAUUUGUUUUAAGCAUUCAUGGAAAGGAAGUAGGUUGCAUUUGACCAUCUGGUGAUGAAAUGCACACGCAAAAGCUGGUGGUAACUGUAAUACUAUCACAAUGCUA
Molecule: messenger RNA, 3922 nt
Organism: Astrephomene gubernaculifera
Lineage: Eukaryota; Viridiplantae; Chlorophyta; Chlorophyceae; Chlamydomonadales; Astrephomenaceae
Source: the annotation of a GenBank genome assembly